GGUUAGAUAAAAAAUAUCUAAAUCAAGUCUUCUUAUAAAACUGUUUCUGUCACAUCAUGACAAUUAAUGGAUAUAAUUAAUCUUUUCAUAAUACAAUUUGCUAAAAGUAGCAAUCAAUUGUCAAACAUAGUCUCUAAUAACAAGAAAUGGGUCUACUUUUCACUAAGAUAUGGUCAUUGUUUACAAAUGAAGAGCAUAAAAUUGUCAUAAUUGGUUUAGAUAAUGCUGGAAAAACGACAAUUUUAUACCAAUUUAUCAUGAACGAAGUUGUACAUACAUCGCCGACAUUAGGAAGUAACGUUGAAGAGGUUGUUUGGAAAAAUAUCCGUUUCAUAAUGUGGGACAUCGGCGGUCAAGAGUCCCUUCGACAAGGAUGGAGUGCCUAUUAUAGUAAUACAGAAUUUAUAAUACUUGUUAUCGACUCAACUGAUCGAGAAAGGUUGAAAUUAUCUAAGGACGAGCUUUGGAAAAUGUUAUCUCACGAAGAUUUAAAGAAAGCAUCUAUUUUGAUUUAUGCUAAUAAACAAGAUGUAAAAGGGUGUUUGACGCCAGCAGAGAUUUCAGAUCAAUUAAGUCUAACGUCAAUCAAGAAACAUCAUUGGCAAAUACAAGCUUGCUGUGCCUUAACCGGAGAAGGUUUAUACCAAGGACUCGAAUGGAUUGCCAAUCAGCUGAAGGCCCGAAGUUGACCUUGUUUUGUUGACCUUUUUUAUUUUGUAAGCUACAUCGGACCAUAAACUCAUGAUAUUUUUAAUUGAACGUUUAAAAGAGAUGGCCACUGGCUCUAAGUUGUAAUCAAAUUGAAUUCCCGAUAAAUAUGGUAGAUCAAGAAAUGAGAAUUGAAACAACAAUUGAAAUGUUGAGUGAUCCAAAUAUUGAUCGGUAUCAAGUCAUUUAAUUAAUUCAUCUGACAAUUUCCAUUAAAUGAUUUUUUUAUAUUUGUAAAA
Molecule: messenger RNA, 947 nt
Organism: Tetranychus urticae (two-spotted spider mite)
Lineage: Eukaryota; Metazoa; Arthropoda; Arachnida; Trombidiformes; Tetranychidae
Gene: Arl5
Product: ADP-ribosylation factor-like 5
Molecular function (GO): GTP binding; GTPase activity
Source: RefSeq, a predicted model, not a curated record